Molecule: messenger RNA, 985 nt
Organism: Triticum aestivum (bread wheat)
Lineage: Eukaryota; Viridiplantae; Streptophyta; Magnoliopsida; Poales; Poaceae
Exons: 4
Coding region: 343-804 (153 amino acids)
Source: RefSeq, a predicted model, not a curated record
UACGCCUGCUGAUCUUUUCAUUAGGCCCUGUCCACCCUUUCUCUCCCCCCUCCGGCUCCGCCAACGCCGCCGUCGGCCAACGCCGAGUCAGGGGGACCGCCAUCGCCUCCGCCGCGAAGCGUGCUUCCGUGCACAAGCUCUCCAAGGAGGAGUUCUGGGCCUUGGCUGAGAAGAUCCGGUCGACGGACGCGGCGGCGGCCGUGGAAAUGCGCGAGUCGUAUGUCGCCACAGAUGGAUGAGGGGCAGGUUGAUAGGUGGGCUCUUUGGCAGUACUAACAAAGUCCGUCAUAUACUCGUACUUCGGACAUUGGAUUGUGGAGGAAAAGAGUUCCAUGCGAUGCCAUGCCAUGGUUUAGCAGUUGGGCUGUGGACGGCGAUCACAGCUCACAAGACUCUUUGCAGGCUGAAGACUUGUCUUCUGAAGUCAGGAACAGAGAAACCGAGAGAAGCCCGAUCUGGAGAUCGUCGGAAUCAAGAGAAUCAUUCGCGGUAUACCAGCUAUUCCUCUUGGAGCGCGUAGUCUGUUGUGCAACGCGGGAAACUGUCGGGUCAAUAGAAACACCAUCGCCAUUUCGGUCUCCCCUGGGGAUGGGUCCAAAGGAGCGGGAGCCUUCCUCUUGCGCACCCGAGGUUUCGACUUUGAAGAACCAGCUGAUGCAGAAGGUGGUUCCUCUGCAGAUGCAGGCGGGGCAGUAUGUAAAGAACAGGCUGCGGCAUUACCAAGAGCACGAUCAGCUGCUCCGCCUUCAAUCUGAACUGUGGGUGCCAUGCCCAUCGUUUCAGGGGGCGCCAAAGCAAGCGUGAUACUGAAGGUGAUGCCCUGAGCCUGAGCGAGAGGACCCUCAAAACUGUAGGUUGCAUUGUUCAGGCUGUCCUGGAUAGUAAGCCUGCGAAACUUAACGUCCAUACCUUCAUAGCAGAGCCCCUAAAAAGUGUGGAAUGAAAUUGCAACAUAUUUGUCUGCCAAGUCAAAUUACUAUGUGAA